Molecule: messenger RNA, 4663 nt
Organism: Ostrea edulis (European flat oyster)
Lineage: Eukaryota; Metazoa; Mollusca; Bivalvia; Ostreida; Ostreidae
Exons: 6
Coding region: 2518-3690 (390 amino acids)
Source: RefSeq, a predicted model, not a curated record
UGGCUCUCAGGUCUAAAGAGAUAUGGAGAGGAUUACUUUCCUUUGUACUUCGAUAAUUUAGUUUGAACAUAAAUUUAAUUUUACUUCAUAAAAAGCAGUUAGUCUUUGGCACCAAAUAAAACAUUGAUGUACAUCAUUCCAAUUCUACGUAUAUAAAAUGUUAAGAAGAAACGAGAAACUUGGAGAUUUAAUACUUUGAAGAGAUAGAGGGAGAAAAUACUCGUUAUCUGUUUAAAAUUUACUAAAUAUAAUAAAAAUUGUUAAAAGGAGGGAGAAAAUACUCGUUAUCUGUUUAAAAUUUACUAAAUAUAAUAAAAAUUGUUAAAAGGUGUAACAUUACACUAAAAUGAUUGGAAAAUUUAUGGUUCUAAAAUCAUUUCAAGUCUAAAAUUAAUGUUUAUAUAUACCUUUUAAGUAGAAUUGUCUCGGUUUGACUUGUACUUUCGGGGGUAGGAGUGGAAGGCCUUUAAAAGAAUAUAUAACACACUUUCUGAUUCCAAUUAAAACAUUAAUAUUUAUAAUGUAUAUUAUCUAUAUAACGUGAAACAAAGCACUACAUGAAAGUAGGCAUAUCAAGCCAAAGAAAGAUAACUCUUAUAAAAGCUGUUAAACUCACCGCUUUGGCAGGCCUUCCAUUUCCAACUCUUCACUCAUCUUCAACCACAUUUGUUCGAACUCCUCGAAUGAAUUUGCUGAAUUUGUGGAGUCGCUGUCAGGAGAAAAAAUAAAUACUGUAAAUCAGACCCAUACUGAAUUCAAAAAAAUUCCAUUUCUAGUUCUUCACCCAUCAAGCUUAGAAAAAAACCCUCAAACUAUGUAAUAUAUACUGAAAGAUACAUGUGAAAUUCAAAUAAUUAAUAUAUAGAGCACUAAAUAUUCACAACUAAGUACUGAAAUUUUACGCUCCAACCCGGGGUCGAACCAGCGACCUGGCACCCUCCGCCUAGCAAGACUGUCAACUCAGCACAUUAGCCCAUUCGGCCAAGAUAUGACCUCCCAUAUAUAUAUAUAUAUAUAUAUAUAUAUAUAUAUAUAUAUAUUAAGUAAAAAAAUAUUUUUUAAAAAUUGUUCUACUUACAGAAUGUCAAGAAACUUUUCUGCCAUGAUCAGAUUUUUUGUCAAUGAUAAUUUCUGUUUGCAAACUCCAUUUAUAUAUAAUUUCGGGUGGACGUUAUGGAUGAUGAUUAGGUCUUUGGAGUUUCUUAACUCUAAUUUCGUAACACUAUAAUUGGUUGGUUGAGUAAUGACCGAGAAGUGCCCCUAUUGAUCGUAUUUAUCAUCUGCACCCCUUUUAGUCACGUUUGAAAAAUACCGCCCGGUUGUCCAAUACCUGCGCAAACAUUGCAGCAGGAAGUGUCCCACUUAUUUACGUGGCCUCAAUAAUUAACUCGGUUAAUGAUCUCAGCUUACUGAUUAAUUUUACACAAAAUAUAUAUGUAUUAUGAAUGUAGUUAUGGAACAACAUCAAUCAUUGUAUUUCCGCUGUAUAUUAUAUAAUCAUUAAUUCCUACACGAAUUACUAACAAUUAGUUUACUAACUUUAGGGGGGGGGGGGGGAACCGAACAAUUUCAUGGAGACAGGAUCAGAAUCAUGCUCAUUUCUAUAUAUGGUUGGGGAAACUGGAGACUCUUGUCUGUCAUUAUAUCAUUGUAUCAGCUUGAAAUGUACAUGAGGGCUAUUCUCAGCCAGCGCCAGUACUGAGUAGGGAAAAUAAACAAUCAAAAUAAUUUGAUUAUAAAAUACAUUUAUUAUAUAUGAUAUUUAAAGGGUCACCAACAUGCGUAAAAAUGGUGGUGUGACUGAAUGUGUGAGAUUUGUGACACACACUUGUCUCAUACAAAAAUGUCCUAAUGAUUUGUUAUAUAAUUUCGGAACCGUCUUUCAAACCAGGGGGGCAGCUCCGGAAUUUGAAGCUACGGUUAGAGUGGGCGCCGUCCGGGUUUUAUGCAAGGGGUAUGAUCAGCCCUGGUUGGGGCCCAGGGGACGAUUUUUAAAAAAUAAUUUUUAAACGUUUGUAAAUAUAAGACCUGCAAAAUCACAGCAAAACUCCUGUCAUGUAGAAAUAUAUCUUUUUUACUUUUUUUCUUACGAAUGGUUGUAAAUUAAUCAGAUUAUUAAAAAAAAAUCAUGUUCAAUAGGACGAUUUACUGAUGAAGUUGAAAAAGAUAACCAUGCCCGCUUGUAUUGUACUCGUAUAAUAAACAUCAAAGAGUCAUUUUAAACGCUACUUUGUAAAACCAAUUACUUAAAGUCGAGUGACUGACACAUUUGAAUAAAAAAAAGAAUAAUUAGAAUAAUCAGAGUUUCCAUAUUUGCAAUAACAGUGGCGGAUCCAGAGAUUUUUUAUUCCAAUGAAUGAUAUUGUAUUUUUUGUUCAACAUGUAGGGAGAGGGUGAAUUAAGUUUUUAUAAACUGUGCCCAAUCCCGUUGUAAUAUUUGAUAUAAAAUAAAUUAAUGAAUUAUAAGAUAAAUCUAAUAACUCAUUUAGUAAAUGAGACAAAGAAAAGAUUAAUGGGAUGUCGAAAAAAAUAUGGUAUGAAUUGAUGAAAAGUGUAAAGGUUGCGUUGCUGAUGGAAAUACCCGCGAAUCCUCCGUCACAUGAUCAAUUUAGCUCAUGCGACUUUUUUAUCAAAUGGAAAAUGGAGGGACGAACUACAGCAUGUGUGAUAUGUGCUGCAAUAGUGAUGAUGACACUUCAAGAUUUUUAUACUUUUGCUAAAAUUAUGGAUGUUGCGCAGUGUCCAAGAUGUCUGAACAAACGUGGAGUUGUAACGUGUAAAACUUACAAGAACAAUUGUGUCAGUGUUUUCCUUAAUCGUGCCAGAACCCAAAUCCGUGAAAUUCGCGUCCCUAUGUGUACUAUCGAUAUUGUGGUCAACAGAAAGUGGGAGUCCCUUACUGACUUUCCAGUAGUGCGGGACAUUAGGGGACAUCAAUGUGCCAGUGUAUUCAAUAUGCCUACUGAAGAGUCCAAGAUGUUGGCCACCACUACAAUACCAUCCACUUCAUCAGCAAAUACACAAGGGAGGGCUUGGAUUGGGCCAGCGUCAUUGAAAAGUACAACUCAAGAUAUGCCUACUGAAGAGUCCAAGAUGUUGGCCAUCUUUACAGUGCCAUCCACUUCAUCAGCAAAUACACAAGGGAGGGCUUGGAUUGGGCCAGCGUCAUUGAAAAGUAAAACUCGAGAUAUGCCUACUGAAGAGUCCAAGAUGUUGGCCACUUCUACAAUACCAUCCACUUCAUCAGCAAGAACACAAGGGAGGGCUUGGAUUGGGCCAGCGUCAUUGAAAAGUACAACUCGAGGGUUACAAUUAUCUACCGAAGAAUUUGACGUGCCUGGGACCGCAGGUGUUUUUGCCUGGGCAGUUGUCACAACACUUGCCAUUAUUCUGAUUGUGAUAAGGCAUCUUUUGCUUUCGAAAAUAAAAUGCUGCUGUAGAAGGCAAGUCAACCAUCUUCCUAGAACACCAUCACCACCUUCAACACCGUGCACUCGUGAAACUGUAGAGCAGAUAAGAAUGCAUUUAUUGCACACACCAUCUUCCAUUGCUACCACCCCCAGCAGUUUAUCGGCGUCAACCCCCAACACAGUAGUUUCAGUAACUCGACCUCUCCUUGGUGAUGAUGACGAUGAACCUAUUUCACAACGUACCAGGGCUAAAAGUGUCGCAAAGAGACUUAGCCUGUAAUUUCUUUACUAGUUUUUCAAAGGGAUGAUAUUACUACGUUUUGAACUUUUUAAUGACUGUGUAGUGUACAAGUUUUGAAAAUGAUAACAGUAAACAGUUUUAUGAAUGUGUAAUCAGUUUAAAGUUGUGCAUUUUUUAUGACAGAUUUUUUUGGAAUUGGAAAAAGCAUAAAGUUUGGGACUUUUUGAACUGUUUAAGUUCCAUUAUUUUUCCUUUUUUUACAAAACAGAUUUGUUAAUGACAUAACAAUUUGAUGACAUUUUACUUUUUUUAAUGAAUGUACAUGUAGUACAGAGCAACGGUAUUGUUUAAGGACAUUGACUCGUUAGUUUUUCCUAUGGUUGCUUUUAAUGUUUUUGUAUUUUUUAUUUUUUUUUUUAUUUUAUGCGACAGUUUGUAUUUUACUUGAAUACUGAUCAAAGGAAAAUUUAAAGUCCUGCCUUUAUUUGCUGAUUAUUAUAAUUUACAUAUGACAGUGAUCAUUUGGUUAUUUUUGGGAUGUGCAAUUGAUGUAAAAUGAUGUUUAAGUUGAUUUUAACUGAUAAAUGUGAUUUACACUUAACAUUGAUCAUUUGCUUAUUAUGAUUGUGAUGUAUAAGUUAUGACAUUAGGGUUAAUUGUUGCAGCACAUAUUUCUAUAUAAUAAUAUUUAAUAUCCAAUAGUUAUAGAGUAUUAUGCUUAAUAUUAUCUACCUGUGAUAUAAUGCUGUUAAUAACAAUGCAGGUUUUAAAUAUUUUUGAACAUUUGUUUAGCUAGAAAUUCUUUUGGUUAGCAACUGGGUUUAAAGAAUAAGUUUGCACAGUUUGAUAUUAAGCAUGUUAAUGUCUAUUUAUAGAUAUUUUUGUCAAUAAGCCAGUAUAUUUCUUAACAUUGUUUUUACCUAAUGUCAUUUCUUUGAAAAUUUGUUAAGUAUUAGGAAAUACUUAAAAUUUUUGUUACAGGAUUUUUGUUAAUAAAAAAGUAUUCUUUCUA